CCACUGGUUGGUCAGUCGUUUUAGAUAUUCCGUAAAGAAUGGAACGCUGGUCGGGAAAAGUGGCUGUAGUUACGGGUGCUAGCUCUGGAAUAGGAGCAGCUAUUGUGAUUGAUCUAGUCAAAGCUGGAAUGAUCGUUGUUGGCCUAGCUAGACGAAAGGAUCGUGUCGAAGCUUUGAAGAAAGACAUACCGAGCAAUGCAACUGGAAAAUUGUAUGCAGUGAAGUGUGACAUAACAAGAGAUGACGAUAUUGUGAAAGCUUUCGGUUGGAUUGUUUUCGAACUGGGAGGCAUCGACGUGCUCGUAAAUAAUGCUGGGAUUGUGAAAAUGAUUCCUUUGUUGGAAGAGGGAAAUGAGGACAGUCUAAAAAGCGUUCUGCAAACAAAUCUCUGGGGAUUGGUUUUGUGUACGAAAAAGGCAGUUGAAAUAAUGCGAAGGAAGAAAACUGUUGGUGGUCAUAUAAUCAAUAUAAAUAGUAUUGCUGGCCACAAAGUCAUCGGCUCUUUUGGACGGCAGCCCGUCAGCAACGUUUAUCCUUGUAGUAAAUUUGGAGUCACGGCAUUGACUGAAGUGUUAAGACAAGAAUUCGCUUUCGAAAAUAUGAAAAUGAAAGUUACAAGCAUCAGUCCAGGUUUUGUUAAAACUGAAAUUUUGCCAGCCGAGGUGUUCGCAGCCUUUCCUUACCCUAGUUUAAAUGCUGAUGAUAUUUCAGAAGCGGUCAUUUUCGCUCUGGGUACACCGCCUCACGUUCAAAUACAUGAGCUAAUAAUUAAGCCAGUUGGUGAAGUUUUUUAAUGUUUCAACGGAGUCUAGUGAUGGUUUUUCUUAAUGAAAUUUUGUUAUACAGCAUCGCUAUCUUUUAACAGAAACAGAAAAAUAUAGUGCCGGCCAAUGUGGUAGAUCAAGCCAUAA
This is a messenger RNA of Bradysia coprophila, 911 nucleotides long. RefSeq names its product farnesol dehydrogenase-like. Lineage: Eukaryota; Metazoa; Arthropoda; Insecta; Diptera; Sciaridae. Gene Ontology annotation, molecular function: oxidoreductase activity. The record is from RefSeq and is a predicted model, not a curated record.